GCGUUCACCGCGCGAGGCUCCCGUCUUAGUGAAGGGCAAAGCACACUGCGUGCCACACAGCGCGUGUGACCAAGCAGAGACGGUACCCUGUGUCUUGAGGAGCCUCACAAACAGUGUAUCGAUCUCGAGGCUUUAAAGAAAUUAGGCGAUCAACAGUUGUGCAAAAGUCCUUGGAUUACGUAACAAUUCAUUUCUGGUCAAAAGCGUAGGUACGCAAAGGACAAUUGUCACACCAGCAUAGAGCAAGCUUACGACGUCGUACAAGUGUUACCGUUAUGCCUAUGGCCGGGGAUGAACCCAAUCGCAGACGGAAAUGAACUCAGUCACAUGGAAAGCUAAACCACGACCAAGAUUUGUAAGGGCAAACUGAAAUGUCAACCAACUCAGUGUCAGUAUCAAGCUUGAAGUGAGGGUCGGCGGGCGUCAGUAAGGAGGCGACAUUCUAUGUACAGGCCAAAAUGGGAACACAUAUUACCAGGUAGAAAUAUGCACUGUGAUAUAUCAUCUAUUUAUCUACUCUACUCUCGUAGUUGGUAUAAUACCCAUGUCGACGUAAUAUAAUUGAUGUUCAUAUCCAUAUGAACUUUAAACUAUUUAACAAUUGCAGGCGGAAUUACAUGUGUCCAUAUACUCUUGAACUGUAAAAACUCUUCCUAGCUACUUCUAGCCUGUCUCUUGGCACUUGUACCGGAAGCGAGAUCAUCAUCAUUUGGAUUUUGUGAUGCAGUGUUGUGGGUUACCAAAAAGAGGAAAAGGGAACACUUCUGAUCGAUAUGUAAUUAUAUUCUAGUGUAAUAUAUAUCCCAGCAAUUGAAAUGGAUAUCAAGAUUGAUCUAGAUCGAAAGGUGAAAGAGUCAGUUUAGUCAUCACUAGUGUGCGUUCUCUCCUCGUGGUAAGAUCUCGGUAGAUCUCGCGGAUUUGAAUCUACUUGUAUAGUGGACAUGUCAUUUUAAUUUCGUUCAAGCAUUUUACCUCCUCAACAUAGACUGUGAAACAACAUGGAUUUCGCGGGUUCCGGAAGUGUACUUUGUUUCCUUUUUUGGAAUAUGAUUUGGAUGUUAGGGUCAUCUCCAAUUUCAUACGUCAACUCUCAAAGACCAACUCUUGGACUGCGGAUAUUGGCGCCAGAUUUACGCCGAAUGCGAGGCUCAGUGACGAAAGCCAUCCAGAUGGUUAGAACGAACUCCUUACGUCGACGACAAAUCAGAUCGCUGAGACUGGAUAUUCGGAAAUCCGACGUUGUUGAUAACCCAUCGGAAAUAUUUGAAAUGUUUUGUAGCGACAUUUUACCAAAUCGCAUUAAUACAGUGCUGUUUUUGCCUUUAAGGGAUGAAUCUAAAUUUAUCAGACUCACAAAUUACUUGAGCAAUAUAAUACAUGAUUUAGGAAUGCCCCUGAUGUCGUACAAUCCUUACCUGACCGGAUCAUUACAGAACCAGAAAAAGUCCCGCACUGUUCAGCUGUCUCCCACAAUUUACCACGAGGCCCAGGUCAUGUUACAGCUACUGUACCGCUACAACUGGACACAUAUCACAAUCGUGACGUCAUCCGGUGUCAACAGCUUCGACUUUAUCAACGCUAUAACGUCACUGGUCAAAGAGAAUAAUGAUUUCCAAGGAUACCCAAGGAAACCCAGGCUUACAGUGGUGACAACGAUGAUAUAUACCGGAAGUUAUGACAUUUACCACGUGGAUGAGGAGACUAAGGAAUUUCUAACGAAAAACAAUCAUAAGGACUCGAGAAUUUACCUUCUACACACGAGUCGGGGACACACCCGUAGUGUUAUGGAUGCGGCCGAGGACUUGGGUAUUGCGGGACCAGACUACAUGUGGCUACUGACAUCGUCGUCUAUAGGUGCCGUCUCCCGUACGACAAACCUACCCAUCGGCAUAUUCGCUAUAACAUUUAGAGGUGAGCACGGCUCAGAUGUGGAGUUGGAUCAGGUAGCCAAUGUAACGAAGACUGCCAUUGAGGCUUGGAUUGACGCCAUGCAGAAAAUGAGCAGCAAGGGUUACAGCAUGGAUGACCAACAUCCGGGCGUCUCCUGUAACAACACGCAGACUUCCAACUCGUGGGCUGUAGGGGAGGAAUUGUACAAUCAAAUACUGGGCGGGAGUGUGGCUGGAGCGGACUCGGACUACCCUGUAGAGUUUAAUGACAUCGGCCUCAACAAAUAUGUCCACCUACAUAUUCUCAACGUACAGGAAGUCGUGUACAGUGGGCGCAUCAGAGGUCAGCUGGUUGAGGUCGGCAGCUGGACCCCAGUUGUGACCAGAGUCCGAUAUUCAAAGAAGAUUGAAAUGAAGCUAGAGAUGCAAGGGAUCACGUGGCCAGGGAAAAUGCCAUCCCCGCCCAAAGGUCGACCGGACAGGCGAUUCUUUAGGAUCGCGACACUAGAGGAGCUACCCUAUGUUAUGUACAAGGACUUAGACAACUCCACGGGCGAGUGUGGUCCUCCCUCCAUUCCAUGUCGCCUCGUCUACAACGAAACAAUACAUGGUAAGAACGACAGCUCCCUGUUUAACGGAACCGUUGUCCGUUGUUGUGCCGGACUUAGUAUUGACCUUCUGAACAUUCUGAGCGAAAAGAUGGCGUUUGACUUUGAUCUAUUUGAGGUGGCGGACCGAAGCUUUGGCGUGGAGAAUGAAAUAACCGGGGAAUGGAACGGUCUGAUCCGAGCACUCCAGGACCGACAGGCAGACAUGGUGCUCACCGCCCUCCAGAUCACACCUAAACGUAACCAGUUAAUCGAGUUUUCCAUGCCCUACCUGGAAACUGGUACAACCAUCGUCGUGUCCCUUCGGAAGGGAGCUAUAUCUCCUACAGCCGUCCUAGAGCCGUAUGACUACCCGUCCUGGUGCCUCAUCUUGGUGUUUAGUGUCCACUCCAUAGGGGCGUCCAUCUUUAUAUUUGAGUGGUUAAGCCCCUGGGGGCUGGACCAAGGCAACACACCCAUGCGAGAGCAUGCGUUCUCCCUGUUCCGGUCCUUCUGGUUGAUAUGGGCCAUGCUAUUUGGAGCCUCGGUCUCGGCUGACAAUCCACGAGGGGGCGCUAGCCGUUUCCUGGCCAACGUGUGGGCUUUGUUUGCUCUCGUUUUCCUGGCAAGUUACACUGCUAACUUGGCCGCGUUUAUGAUUACCAAGGAAGUCUACUAUGACCUUUCAGGCAUCAAAGAUUGGAGGUUAACAAACCCACACAGUCACAAACCACCCUUCAAGUUCGCCACCGUGCCUAAUGGGAGCACAGAGGAAAACCUGAGACAGAACCAUCCAGAAAUGUUCCGCUAUAUGAAAAAGUACAAUCAGCCGUCAGUUCGGGAAGCCGUGAAAGCCUUGAAAAAAGGAGAGAUCCAGGCGUUCAUUUACGAUGCCACGCCACUUGAAUACCAGAUAGGGAUAGACGCUGACUGUCACCUCAUUUCCGUCGGUAAAUGGUAUGCAAUGACAGGCUACGGUGUGGGCUUCCCCAAGGGCUCAGGCGUCCUAGUAGAUGAGGUCAACUCGUACCUGCUGGACUUACAGGAAUUCGGAGAGCUGGAUCGGCUUCGAAAGUUCUGGUUGGCAGGCGCUUGUCACUCCAAACAGAAGAGAAAGCAAAACAGUCACCAGUUAGGCAUUCUCAAUUUUACUAGUGCGUUCAUCCUCCUAGCAUCAGGAAUCGUUCUCGGGGGUAUUCUUCUUAUACUGGAGCACCUCUACUUCCGGUUCGGCAGGAAGUGUCUCAAACAAUACGAUAAAUGCGGAUGUUGUGCACUAGUAAGCUUAAGUAUGGGAAAGUCGUUAACAUUUGAACAGUCUGUCAUGGAGGCCUUAGAUUACACGAAGAAACACAGGUGUAAAGAUCCUAUCUGUGAGACCCAGAUCUGGAAGGUCAAACAUCAGUUAGAUAUAGCCCUCCUAAAGAUCGACAAGCUCAAUAAGGACAUGAAGGCAAAAAAUGGAAAGACACCUUCGCCUUUAGCAAUAACGGCUAGCGGAGAACACACUGAUCCUUUAAAAGUUAAAGAUGACGAAAGCAGUGAUCCUAUCGGAAGAAAAAGACGGGAAGCUGAAGAAGAUGCUUUACGAGAGAAAGAGAAAGAGUUCGCGUUAGAAGAAUCCUAUCCGUCACGGGCUGACGAUAAAGAUGGAGACGAUGACGUGCCUUAUGAGAAUCAAGAGGAAAAUAACGUGUCACCAGACCAGGAAAGUGACAGUAUUCGAUCACCAGAUAGAAGCAUGCGGCGGUCUCCGAGUUAUAAUCAAGCCGUGGCAACAGACGCUGAGGGAGAAACUGUUGUCCGAGACCCAAACCAAGGUCUGAAGCAACGCAAACUGAGCGACGGUAAAUACUACUCCAGUGUUAACAACGAGGAGGUAUGAUGUCGGGUAGUAGCAGUAAAUCAUCAUGAAAACUAUGUUGUAGUGAUAUAACGUUUUGUGAGAGACACGGAUGUUGAAAUUAAAAAUGGCUGGUUUCUUUAUAAAUGUUCAGUGUAUGCAUAUGUGAUGUUUCAGAGAGAAACACUUCAAUACAUGAUGAGCAUACUCAUGAACAUGUGUAAACCCGCAUGCAAUCCAGAAAAUAAUGCAAAUAUGAUAUAUAUAAUAAAAAUGAUUCUGUCCAGAAAAAAUAGCUGACAAUGCGACAUAUGUGUUAUUUCGUAUUUAGGAAAGAAACUGAUCUGAUGGCAUGCCUUGUCUGCCUUUUAAGUAAAUAAUCUACAUCUUACGGCUUUCGUUAUUGACCGUCAUGGAGACAUUUCCACGGAGAAAAUUAUAUAGUAGCUGAUUUUAACAUAAGCCUACUCAUUAUUUAGAGUUUAUUAGGAUAAUUUCUACAUUUUUUGUAAAGAUUCCCAAACCAGUAUUAUGCAAUGACAGAUUUUACAUGUAUGAAUCUUGUUUGUAAGAAUUUUGACAUGCAGGAAACAUGGAUUAAAAUCUUAAUGAGAGAAGAGUUUUAUUUUCCCAAGGGAUUAAUCAAACAUGUGGGGACAAGUGAUGUAUCCCAUUCUCUCAUCCAAUCGAACGCGUCAAUACAAUUACGCCUCUGAUAACGAGUUAUAACGAGUUAUUUGAUUGGUAGACUCGUAGACCUUCUCCUGGGUUACAGUGAUUCGUGUUGUACUAACCUAGUCAUUUUUAUAUCGUACAACUUUUCGUUGUGUUUCAAAUUUACCUGAGGUCAAAAUCAAAAUACCGGUGCUUUAUAUGGAUAUAUAUACCGUUUAUUUGUCAAACUACCAUAUGUUUUUGUUGAACACAAAAGCCAAAGUUUAUAAAAUUGAGAUUGAGACAUAACAUAUGCAGAUGACUAAUGUUUUAAACAGCUUUGCACUAUAACCGUUAUUUUUGUACGACACGAACAUAAAGAUAAUUGGGAGACUGGUUUUAUACUAUUGUUUUAUAUCACAAAAAAAGGGAGGAAAAACGGCAAAGGGUAUAUACCCAACAGCUUUUAAUAUUGUGUGCUAAAAAUGUACUUCCAUGAUAGAAUUAGACAAUCUUUGCUCAGAGACAAGGUCUGUUGAGUACAGGUUUACGUGUGGAGAGGUAGAAAAGAUGUAGAACAGCACGGAAACACACCGUGUUUAUGAAUUCACUGUAAAAUUGAUCUCCGUUGUUGAUCUCUUUGUACUCUUCCGUCUAUCUUGUUGUAAUCAUGAGAUUUUGCUGAUGACAACAAUGAGUUGCAUUUUUUUUGUAUGUGAAUGGAUCUUAUAUACAGUUUGCUGUGACAAGAAGGGCAACUAUUAUAUCGUAUUGAAAUCGUUUGGUACCAUUUUUGCAAUACUCGCUGAUAUUUGAUAAGACCUGUUUGUAUUCAUCUCCGAACUAGACGAUUAUAAUAUCAGGUACUACACCUAUGUGAAAAGGAAAACUUAAACCUUUAAUAAUGAUAGCUAUGCAGUAAACAAAUGAAUAAGAAUAAUAAAACGAUUUCUUUUAAUAUGUCAGUUGUGUUGGGAUUUGUCAUCUGACAUUCCGAUUGUUAUUUAAUUGGCCGGUCAAGAUUAUUAUAAUAUCUUUUUGAUGUUUAAUUUUGAAUCUGUUUGGUGUGCUACAUCGUAGUCAUUGUAUCCUCAAAUGUUGACGUAAGUGACUCUAUAUUGAUCAUUACAUCUACUCAUAAAUCAUACUAAGACCUAUUUAUAACAGCCAGACAAACCGAUGUGUGCUACAACCUGUUGUAAGGGGCGAUUAUGGGGAGGUAUCAUAUAUCAGUCUAAUCUAGAUAAGACUGUCGAAUAGACGUUUUGAAUGUAGAGAAUCAAACAUUUUUGCUAUUAAAGAUUCGACAAUCUGUUAAUAUGAAACCUCUCCAUAGAUCCCGAUAUUGUGCCUUGCUCACACCAUGUUAUAACGUCAGUAUAAUAUGGAUGCUAGUAUGCUGUCAUAAGUGAGUACCUGUAUAUCAAGCUACACAUACACGCGUGCCCGUAUAUAAAAUUACACAUGCACAUGUACCUGUAUAUAAAACUACACAUACACAUGUACCCGUAUAUAAAUAUACACAUACACAUGUACCCGUAUAUAAAACUACACAUACACAUGUAUA
Pecten maximus is the source of this 6540-nucleotide messenger RNA. RefSeq names its product glutamate receptor ionotropic, NMDA 2A-like. The transcript is spliced from 17 exons. The record is from RefSeq and is a predicted model, not a curated record. Gene Ontology annotation, cellular component: plasma membrane; postsynaptic membrane. Gene Ontology annotation, biological process: synaptic transmission, glutamatergic; monoatomic ion transport; modulation of chemical synaptic transmission. The coding region runs from base 999 to 4361 and encodes 1120 amino acids. NCBI's taxonomy places the organism in Eukaryota, Metazoa, Mollusca, Bivalvia, Pectinida, Pectinidae. Gene Ontology annotation, molecular function: transmitter-gated monoatomic ion channel activity involved in regulation of postsynaptic membrane potential; NMDA glutamate receptor activity.